AGUGAAAGCGCGUGUAAGCAACACACUAACACCAAAGAAGCCAGUUACUCCACCUCAACCUGCAUAUGCACGCGCUAAUGACGCACGUGUGGUAGCGCGCACAGCGCAGAACAGAGCAGAUAUAUAUAUGUAAUGUAGAGAGAUAAUGGUAAAAGGAAAAAAGAUUAGAAAACGGAAACGCAUCGAAAGGCAAAGCAAAAACAAGAGCCAGAGGAUCUAGGGUUCCUUGGAUCUCUCUGCCGCGAAUUCAAUCUCUCUAAUAAUAUAUAUUCUGAUUGCUCUUUCUAUGUAUCUCUUUCUGUGCCUUGAUUUUAGUGUGAAUUCCGUAAAUUUUUAGGGAUUUUGAGAAUGGGUAAGUAGGGAUUUUGACAAGUAUUUGAAACAUAGUUCAAAAUCUAUCUAAAGCUAUUUUUUAAAAAUCAGGGUUUCGAAUUUGGGAGUUGAGCGUUGUAUAUACUCAGAAUCAAAUCGAAGCAGACCUAUUUACUGGUCAAUUGAAACAUUAAACAGGAAUUAGAAAAAGAAGAGCAUUUUGUUGAUCUGUAAAUAUGCGAGGAUUGCAGAAAUCAAAAAGAGUUACCUGGGCAUCGGAUGUUAAUCUUUGUCAGGUCAGGCUGUUCUUGACGGAGGAAUCUCCUUCACAAGUUGGAUUAGGUGCUCAAGAUCACCUCCAAGCAAAGGCAUCAUGGUUGUCACAUCCAGCUGGCACAGUUGGUGAUGAUAUUCUGCCUCCUGGCUUUGAAGGAGGUGCUCCAGUGAAUCAGUCAUAUGUUAAGUUGUCUGAUAUCCCUGUAAUCAAAUGGAGAUGUCCACCCAGGUUUGUCUUGGACUUGACCUGGCAAGUGGUUGCGGGAGAAGAAAGCAAAGAUGUGGAGGUCCAAAAUCAGCGGGAGAUGAGAGUGCUUGAAGCUGUUUAUCCUCGGCCAUCUUCCAUUCCUCCAAACCCCGCUUUCCCAGCAGAAGUAGAAGAUUUUAGACAGGGUGAUCAUCAAGUUCCUCAAAUUCCUAUUACACCCAUCGAAGAUGAAGAUGCCACUGAUGCGACUUCUGAUUUCAGGGGACCACAGAUUGUCCCUGUGAGCUCACAGUCCCAUCUAUUGGCUCCACUUCCUCAACGAAGCAUCCCUUCCAUUUCAAAUACUCGUAUUAAUGAGAAACCUGUUGCUGGGGUGCUGCCCGUCCCCGGUGUUGAACCUGAUGUAGUAGCUGCUGCAUCUGCUGCUUUUGCUGCUGUGAAUAAAAGCAAUGAGCAGGGAAGUUUAAUAGAUCAUGAUUUGCUCAUCAAAAUUCUUAACAACCCAAAAUUGAUAGAGAAGUUGGUUCAAGAUUAUGGAGCUGCCUCCAAUGGACAGAACGUACCUAAGCCAGCUCCAUCUUUUGUCCCUUUAUCAGAUCCUCCCCCUCCACCACCUCCAGUAUCUUUGUCGGAUCCAUCUUAUAUGCAUAUGAAUAGAACAGAGAUGAACACCACUUCAUCAUUUGCAGCCACGUCUAGUGGACCCUUUUAUGCUCAGCCAAAUGGGGCUGGACCAGGUUAUCUUCCAAAUGCCCAGGUUCCUCCACCAGCAGUUCCAGCUUCAUCUGUUGGAGUUCCACAAGUUAAAGACAUGAAUUACUAUAAGAACUUGAUCCAGCAACACGGGGGGGAAAGACAAGAAGCCCCUCAUCAGUACGGUAACAGAUACAGUCAGCUUGCAGGAACAAACCAAGAAUUAGUUAAUCCAAAGUCAAGAGAGUUGAAGCCUAAGAUUAUGAAGCCUUGUAUUUAUUUUAACAGUUCAAGAGGAUGCAGACACGGGGCCAAUUGUGCAUAUCAGCAUGACCCGUCGUUCCAGCAAAGAAGCAGCGCCAUAUCAGAGGUGCAAAGUGCUAAGAGAAUGAAAGUGGAUAGGGAAAUUAGCAGUUAAUCUUGCUGUUGCAUGUAGUUUUCGAGAUGAAAAUCCAUAUUGCAUAUCUACAUUUUUAUUUGAUACCUGCCUUGGUUUUGCUACAGAUAGUUCGCCUUCAUCACAUCCCUCUCUCUCUCUCACUCUCGUGGUACAUCAAUAUUUAAUUUAUAGGCAGAAUCCUCGAUAUUCCAAAUCAA
Molecule: messenger RNA, 2086 nt
Organism: Ricinus communis (castor bean)
Lineage: Eukaryota; Viridiplantae; Streptophyta; Magnoliopsida; Malpighiales; Euphorbiaceae
Product: zinc finger CCCH domain-containing protein 6
Exons: 4
Coding region: 549-1907 (452 amino acids)
Molecular function (GO): metal ion binding
Source: RefSeq, a predicted model, not a curated record